GUUAUUAUUAUUAUUAUUAAAUGUUUAACCGCGCCACCGGUGGUGUAGGAGUAGCAGGAGGAGGUGUAGGAGGCGGAACGAGAGUUUCGAAAACCCACUAGAGGACUUGGCGGCGUUUUUCGUCGACGGCGCAGAUUUUCUACGCGGUCGAACGCUGAACCAUUUUUAUCACCGUCGUUUUUCUCUUAUCGCGCGCGUUAUGCUCUCCACAACAACCGCGGCGCACGUAACAGUACACUCUUGGCGCCUACAAUAUUAUUAUUAUAAUAUUAUCAUUGUUACGUUCGCAUAGUCGUUGCGUCGUCGCGGUGUGCGUGUACAGCGUACGGUUUAGUGUCGCCGCCGGUCCCGAGUCCCGUGACUUUGGCGGAAACGUCGACCGCCCCUGCACUCUGCAGCGCGUGUGAGCCCCCAUUUUCACGGGGAACAGCGAUAAGACGUCGUCGUCGUCGUCGCGCCUCCCGUUUGAGACACACGUGCAUGACGCGCGUCUCAUCGGCUCGGCUGACGGCCAGACACUGUAAGGCGCGCGCCACCCGGGACACACAAGGACGAGUAAAAUGUCACCUUCUCUCCGCACACCACCGCCGCUGCCAUCGUCGGACGAAGCUAUGAAAUCAUCAAUAUAAUCCGAGUGAUCGUGAUUCCGGAACUUUUAGUCGGCGAACAAGUCGACAGAAAAUCGUUAGGCCUCGGUCGCGGUGUUCGAAAAUUUUAAUAAAACGUAUUUUUCGAAUAACAUCCAUACCGAUCGUCGUCGCGAGAGCAUUACGUUUUUUCUGUUUCCGACGACAACCCCCUCCUCUGCCGUCAAACCAUUACUCAACCAACCACCCCACCAAGUGGUCCGGUCGGUUCAGCGUUUAUAUUUUUCGGGCGGCGCCGCCCACUGCCGCCGCCGCCGCUGGAGAAUCGCGUGCGGGCGCUACGAUUUCCCCCCGUGACGCGUCGCGCAACAAGAUGUACGCCGCCGCCGCCGUCGCUUUCGUCACAACGAACGUCGUCAUCGCCACUGCUGGCUGCGCCGCCACAGCAGUAGCAAACGUCGCAGUCGAGUGUCGUCGGAGGAGUGCAGCGCCACGCGUUCUCCUCGGUUCGCGAUGAUCCGUGCCGCAGCCGCUGCAUGCGUGCCAUGUGACGUGUGAUCCGGCCGCGCGGUAGUUCACACAGAAAAAAUAAUAACAUUAUUAUUGUUGUUGUUGUUGUUGUUGUUAUUGUUGUCGUCGUCGCAUUAGAAUAUUUUUUACGAUUUUACUUGCACGCAUUCGGUCGAAUCGGUUCGUUUUCGUCGUUGCGUCCCGUAAGAGAAAUAACACAGUACCUCCUAAUAAUAUCCUAAUAAUAUUAUAUUCCUACCCAUCAGUAGUUACUCGGGUGGGCACACUAUUAGUUGAUCGUAUUCCUGUUGUCCUAACGUCGUUGACGUGUACCUGACAGACAUAAACAUAAAGGUCUGCAAGACGCAACAACCGUGGUGCUCGACGCUCUUUAUUUAUUAUAUUACACUCGCAUUUUGACUGACCGAUGAAGUACAAACGACCUUUGCUCAAAAAAUAGUGUCCAUGAACGGGUGGUGGAUCGCGUUCGUGUGGCUGUGGUCGCUGUCCGUCGCGACCGCGGCUGUCGAGGAAAAGGUGUGCGGCAGCAUAGACGUGCGCAACAGUGGAGACCGCCUGUCCGCGUUGCACAACUGCACCAUCGUCCAGGGUUCCGUGCAGAUCGUGCUGCUCGAUGCCACCAAACCGUCCGACUUCGACAUCAGCUUUCCGCUGUUACGCGAGAUCACUCAGUACCUGGUCGUGUACCGCGUGGCCGGUCUGUACAACCUCGGAAAGCUAUUCCCGAACCUGAUGUUGAUCCGCGGGACACACAGUCCCCAUUUUCCGGGGCUGGCGCUCAUGAUCCACGACAACGUCGACCUCAGGGAGAUCGGACUGUACAGCUUGACCAACAUCACACGGGGUUCCGUGAUCAUUUCGAAAAACCCUAAAUUAUGUCAUGCGACAACAAUCGAUUGGGGCCAAAUCGCCAACGGAGUGAGUAACGACAUUAACGUGAUUAGCAACGACGAACCUAUAAAAUGCAAGGGAUGCUCUAAUAUUGGUUGCCCGGGAGACCUGUGCUGGUCACACGAUCCCGUCCGGUGUCAGUACGGAAGAUUGAACGGUUGCCAUCCAUUGUGCGCUGGGGGUUGUGACGAACCGCACUCUGCCAGGCAUUGUUUUGCGUGUACUGCGUACAUGCACAAGGGCGAAUGCAUCAGAGAAUGUCCACACGGCCUGUAUGGUCACAUCAGGUCGUGUUUGACCGCAGAAGAGUGUUACAGUUUGCCGGUGAGCAGAGAGGAAUCGACACCGGACGAUUUGAACACAUAUUACAUCCCGUUCGAACGUGUUUGUCGCGAUGAGUGUCCGUACGGAUUUGAGGUGACGGCCGACAAAAAAAAUUGUACCCUGUGCACGAAAACGAGAUACGGACACUGUCAGCGGAAUUGUAAUAGUUUCAAGAUCAGCGAUGACAUGUUGAGGAAAAACUACGAAUAUCGUUUACACACCAACUGUACAACGAUCAAGUCUCUGGAAAUCGAAGUCAAGUACGGCACAAGUGAAGAAGUAGAACGUCGACUGGAAGAAUAUAUUGGCAAAGUAGAAGUAAUUUUAGAUCAGUUAAAAAUCAUACGGUCGUAUUCGCUGAGCUCUUUGAAUUUUUUGCGAAGUCUGUACGAAAUACGUGGUGAAAAUACUGUUAAUAAAAUGGCUUUGGUGAUACGUGGCAAUAAAAAUUUACAAAAACUAUGGACCAACAGUGAAAACGAGACUCGCCCCGUGAAAAUAUUGAACGGCACAGUAUCUUUUCAUUACAAUCCAAAGCUAUGUAUGUCAGAAAUAUAUAAAUUUGGAAAUUUGUCUACACUGCCUGCAUUCUCAGAUAUAGAAGUGUCAGUUAUAUCUAACGGCGAUCAGUUCGCAUGCACUGUUUAUUAUUUACAAGUAGAAACCGUUAAAAUUGAACCACAAUCUAUUGUGUUACAAAUGCACAAACCUGUAGAAGCAGAUCAUUUGGAAAGGUUUCUUGUGUAUUUUAUCGAAGCAUCUAAAUGGAAUGAAACUAUCGAAACAACUGAUUGCGAAGAUUCUAGUUGGAAAAUUGAUGAUAUAAGUUCAAAAAAAGUUUUCAAUGACACUGAAAUUUACCAUGUCAUUACAAAUUUAGAACCAAACACGGAAUACAUUUAUUACGUAAAGACUUACACGAUUUCUUCUAAGACCAGUAUGAGUAGUGUAUUUCGUAGUAAGACACUUCCAUCAAAGCCAUCUGCUCCCCAAUUCUUUGCUGCUCAACCAUUGUCUAGUUCUGAAGUAGAACUCACAUGGAAAGCUCCUUCACACCCUCACGGAAAAUUAGUCAAAUACAUAAUCAAGGGAAUUCAUUUGACCGAUGACCAGGCCAUUUUGGAUGAACGUAGCUACUGUAGAAACAAAACGAUCAAUGGUAACGGCAUAACUCACAAAUCCAUCUCGUCAUCUAUUGCACUAUCUGAUGAUACAUGUGAAAAACAGUGUGAACCACAAAAGAAUACUGUUAACAAUAUAUGCAACACUUUUGAACAUGGCAUAGACUUAGAUUUAAUUUCAUUGAACAAUCACAGAUAUACAUUUGAAUCGUGCAGUAGUAAUAUUCUUAAUAUAUUUAUUAAUUCAAAAUGUUUGGCAAUGCAAAACAAUGACGACACCAUUUUUCCAAAUAUUGUAAAUGAAAACUGUACAGAAAUGUGGUCAGUCAGUAAUAUAUUGAACAAUGUCACGCAUAAAGAUGGCAGCUCGUCUUAUUUCCAGAUACAGUUAGAUGAAAAUGUUUCAUCGCUUAAUCUUACUAACCUUAAGCAUUACAGUCAAUAUUUGCUAUCCAUAUUAGUUUGUAGAGAGGUGGUUAAACAAGAAUUAAACCUAAGUUAUAUCAAUUCUUGUAGUCAAGAGACACUAAUAUCUUUCCGCACUUUGGAGAAUAAGCAGGCAGAUAUUAUUGAUAGCAAUAGUGUACAGGACAAAGUUGUGAAUAAUCACACUGUUAUUAUAUCUUGGGAGCCACCAAUUCUUAUAAAUAGUAUAUUACAUAGUUUCCAAUUGGAAUAUAAGCGAUUAGAUGCGCUUAAUUAUGUUUCUGUGUGUAUUACCAUGAAGGAGUACGAAAACAAUGGCCGAUCAUAUGUCUUCAAGAACUUGCACCCUGGUCUUUAUCAAUACAGAAUCCAAGCUGUUUCUUUGUACAGACCUGGACCAUUCACUACUGUGAAAGAGUUUAAUCUUCCAUAUCCAGACUCAUUUAAUAGUUGGAACCUUAUUUUCAUAAUUUUCAUUUGUGGUUGUUUAUUAAUUUUAUUAACAGUAUAUUAUAUUCGCACACACUUUAGUCGUAAGAUUUUGGAACGUAAUACCAUGUUUAAUUUAGCCAAUAAUCCUGGCUAUGUCGGUAUAUAUGUUGAAGAUGAAUUUGAAUUGCCUCGAGAGGACGUGAUUAUACAAAAAAUACUUGGUAGAGGGACAUUUGGCACAGUUCACGAAGGCCUGUUAAUGCCUGAUUCUAUACCAUGUGCUGUAAAAUCUGUAAGCAAGACAAACUUCUUGAGAUAUCAUGCAGAGUUCUUAAACGAAGCAGCUAUAAUGAAGAAGUUCAGCGAAGCAUAUCAUAUAGUGAGAUUGCUUGGUGUGGUGACUAAGACCCAUCCACCACUACUGGUGAUGGAACUCAUGGGUCGUGGCGAUUUGAAAAGUGUAUUGGUAAAAUGCAAGAAUUCUGAUGAUCCACCUCCACCCAACAGAUAUACUAUCAUUCGUAUGGCUGCUCAAAUAGCUGAUGGUAUGGCAUUCUUAGAAUAUAAUAAAUUUAUUCAUCGUGAUUUAGCAGCCCGAAAUUGUAUGGUGGCUAAUGAUAUGACAGUGAAAAUUGGCGAUUUUGGUAUGAGUCGACAAAUAUAUAAUGGUGAUUAUUAUCGUAAAGGAAAUAAGGGUGAAAUGCCUAUACGGUGGAUGGCUCCCGAGAGUCUUAGUGAAGGUAUAUUUACCAGUCAAUCAGAUGUCUGGAGUUACGGAGUUGUGAUUUGGGAAAUGAUGACGUUGGGAGCGCAACCCUAUUCAGAAAAGAGCAACAAUGAAGUCAUGGCACACGUGCUUGACGGAAACUUACUUAACUUGCCGAUAUUUUGUCCUGACGUGUUGGCUGGUAUCGUUAGACUAUGUUGGAAUUGGACUGCUUCUCAACGACCAAGGUUCCUAAAAAUAGUAGAAACGCUUGAUGUUUAUCUGGAGGAUGAUUUUAGAUCAGUUUCAUUUUAUCAUACACGCGGUAUGCAUAACGAAUCGCCUGCUGAUCAUUCGUUGAUGUCACCAUGUACAACAUACGAAGAAGAUGUAGAUAAUGAAAGCAUUUCUUUUGAAGGUGGUGACACUGUUGCUGUAUAUAGUGCGUUCGAUGUAGACAAAAAUAAAAUGAGUAAUGGUCAUUUAUCGCCAAUGUAAUUUUUAGGGUUAAAAAUAUUUAAGUGAAAAUCAACGUUACCAGUAAAGUCUAUUUAAAAAAAUAAGUGUUUUUUUUUUUUUUUUUUUGUUUUCUUUAUAAGUAUUGUAUAAGCGGUUUACACUUGUCAUCCAUAUAACUGUUUUUGUAGACUAUUAUUAUUUCGUUGUUAACUUUUUUUAUAUAAUUUAAUAUUUUGAAUUUUGAUGUUUAUGUUGUAGUUUUAUUAAGAAUUUGAUUUACAUAUUUUUUUUUCAUACCACCUCACAUGUAUAAACAUAUUGUUCUAGUUUCUAGUCAGCGCGUGGAAAUCUUAUUUCUCCACCGUCUGUUUUUCAUUUUAUUAUUAUCUUAUUUUAUUAUAAAUUUUUACAUGUCAUUACAAAAUUAAAAAACAUU
Melanaphis sacchari is the source of this 5913-nucleotide messenger RNA. Its product is annotated as insulin-like peptide receptor. Gene Ontology annotation, biological process: cell surface receptor protein tyrosine kinase signaling pathway; positive regulation of kinase activity; glucose homeostasis. Gene Ontology annotation, molecular function: insulin receptor substrate binding; ATP binding; insulin receptor activity. The record is from RefSeq and is a predicted model, not a curated record. The coding region runs from base 1563 to 5516 and encodes 1317 amino acids. Gene Ontology annotation, cellular component: axon; insulin receptor complex. The transcript is spliced from 6 exons. NCBI's taxonomy places the organism in Eukaryota, Metazoa, Arthropoda, Insecta, Hemiptera, Aphididae.